AUGGAUGGGAGCCACACGAGGUGUGGUGCGGAUGCGACCUCGCUGCCCGACCCCACCCUCCUGAACGUUGUGCCCCCAUUGAGGUUCGCAAUGGUGGAGGAAGGUGUCUACCGCGGCGCGUACCCCACCUUGCGAAAUUUUCCCUUUCUCCGAGGUCUCGGCCUGCGCACCAUUGUCUCCCUGAUACCAGAAGAACCAACCUACGAUUUGAGCUGCUUUGCCGCUGCGGAGAAUAUCACGCUGCGGUACAUUCGAGCUGAGCGGUACAAGGGUGAAGUACAGCUGCUACCGACGGAGAUGAGCGAGGUACUGCAGUUACUUAUUAACGUUGAACAACACCCAAUUUAUGUUCACUGCUUAGAUGGUCGACAUGUUGUUGGAUUGGUAAUUAUGGGCCUGCGUAAGCUGCAGUUUUGGGAGGUGAACUGCAGCCAUUUGGAAUACCAGCGCUUUACAAGAAGUGUUCAAGACGAGGUUGCAUUCAUCGCUGAUUACAGUGGACCUAUUGUUGUGCCCAUGCACAUCCCAUCCUGGCUCUGGAGAGGCGCCUGGUGUGACGACUCGGGAAAACCCAAACGCAUUCAUGUGGGCAUUCGACUAAAAUUUCCAUCUGUGUUGCGCAGCACGGAAAACACGGAUGGUGCGGCUGCCGGUCCAUCGUGGGGGCGUGAUAGUGCAAGUGGCUCUUUCGCAACGUCCGGUACGAGGGAACUCACCCCAGAGCGUCUUGCCUCAUUUGUGCAGGCGGGAGAUGUUGCCUCAAUCUCGAUAUUGCAUACCGCAAUAGUAGCAUCCAGUACUGGGGAUGGGACUGAUAGCAGGCUAGCGUACGUUGACUUGCCGAGCGUUACACCAGCACAGCUUGUUGGGCUGGCAAAUGAUGCUCGCCAUGCAGCGUGUGCCAUACAAACGGAAAAAUCACUUGCUGCAGAUUUACGUUUCUUGUCUUUGCGCACCUCCGCUGAGACUGUUUUAGCGCCGUCACCAACAACAACAGCAGCAUCGUCACUUCUACCAUCUUCAUCGCGGGGGUGGGACAUGUGGGAAACUUUGUCUACUGCUGGAGGUGUCCCUCGAGCUGGUAGCAGUGCUACGGCCGGGUUCACCUCGAACACUACGGGCGUUGGGAGUGAAUUCUCGGCACUGAGUCAUCCCACGACGCAGCGUGGUACGCCACCAGUUACCUGUGUUUCACUAGGUGAAGCGGAAGAUGAUAUUAGCGGCGUUCAUUUUUCUAUGCAACAUAGUUUGCGUGGGGUAGCGAAUAUCUCACUACAACGAGGGAACGAAUGGAACUUUUCUCCUGCGUCAUUAGCGAAGUACUCUUCACGUUUGCAACGAAAUGCGCAAUACAUCGUUGCAGAAGCAGCUGGCUAUGGCCCACCAGUGGAUUCAGGGAGUAACUCAAAAAAAAAAAGCGACGAAAAUCUCUUUAGUACAUAUAUAUAUAUAUAUAUGUAUUACUUGCGUGUUGUCGGGAAGCUAUGCCUUUGCUUGCGAUUAUAUUUGGUGUAA
Molecule: messenger RNA, 1515 nt
Organism: Trypanosoma rangeli
Lineage: Eukaryota; Euglenozoa; Kinetoplastea; Trypanosomatida; Trypanosomatidae
Product: putative tyrosine phospatase-like protein
Exons: 1
Coding region: 1-1515 (504 amino acids)
Molecular function (GO): phosphatase activity
Source: RefSeq, a predicted model, not a curated record